Molecule: messenger RNA, 2493 nt
Organism: Gadus macrocephalus (Pacific cod)
Lineage: Eukaryota; Metazoa; Chordata; Actinopteri; Gadiformes; Gadidae
Gene: klf1
Product: Kruppel like factor 1 (erythroid)
Exons: 3
Coding region: 511-1707 (398 amino acids)
Biological process (GO): regulation of transcription by RNA polymerase II
Molecular function (GO): RNA polymerase II cis-regulatory region sequence-specific DNA binding; DNA-binding transcription factor activity, RNA polymerase II-specific
Source: RefSeq, a predicted model, not a curated record
ACACACACACACACACACGCGCAUACACCGAAAUUGGUUUUGGAUACCAGUUAAUCUUGUGAAUAAAGCCAGAACAUCAGUGUGAACCAUUCUCACAUGCUGAAUGCUAACCACACACACACACACACACACACACACACACACACACACACACACACAAUUCUUACAAGCACACACAUACAAACGUCUGCUUGCACACACCCACACUAACCACACACACACAUGCACAGAAACAAACACGCUCCACCUUCCAACGGUCAGAAGCAACAUGAAACAGAGAGAUUUGAAGUGAAGCUCGCAGCUGACAGAGAUAGACAAGAGAGAGAGAGGGGGAGCAAGAGGCAGAGGGGGGGGCAACAUGGAGACCGCCGGGAGGCCGCUUUAGACUUUAAACUUGUUGAGUUUGACUCCAUCGGUACGAGGGGAUUCACUCACUGUUUCUGUUUAUUCCUUUAAUUCCCACGUUUAUGUGAUUGGUCAUAAAGCUGUUGAUCAGAGCAGGACUCCCUGAUGGCGGUUGUGCAGGCCGUGCUGCCCUCCUUCAGCUCCUUCUCUGACUGCCCCCUGCCCCAGGCCGAGAUGAAGUUGGAGAGUUUAGAUGAGGACCCUUUCACUCAGAGCGACGUCCUGUCGGACGCCGCCUCAGAACAGCAGCAGGCGCCCUGCUCCAUCAAAGAGGAGCUCCUGAACCACGACAGCGAUGCGUCCUGGGACAUCGAGUUCCUGCUGUCCGAGUGGAGCAACCCGUCCCCUGGGUUCUCCCCUCCUCUGGACUACAGCACCCAGCCCCCCCAGCCGGCUGACCAGAGCACCCUGUACCCCGAGGGCCACCUGUUUGACGCGCUGCCGCGCCACGACGGCGGCGGCGGCGGCGGCGAGCUCGGACCCCCGUCUCUGGCGGAGAGCUCGCUGUCGGCCGUCCCGGAGCUGUACCUCCGGGGCUACGGCGGGAACGACCCCGCGGGCCCGCCCUCGUACCCCGCCCCCCCGCACCCCGACCCCUUCGGCCUCGGCCAGGGGUCCGGCGGCAUGCCGGGUCCCGGCGAGGACAUGGGCCCCCUGGGCGAGGCGCUGGCCCCGUGGGACUUCGGCCCCUACCCCUCCCACUACCCCCAGCAGCAGCCGCCCCCCCUCCUCGCCACGCGGCCCUACCCGGAGGGCCGGUUCCUCCACGCCCCCGCCGCGCCGCCCAGCUACAACUACCCCCUCCACCACCAACACCCCCCCCACCAACCCCCCCCCCACCUGCACCUGCAGCAGCACCACCAACACCAGCAGCACGCCAACCUCUACUACCACUACCCCCCGCAGCACGGGCAGGCCGGCGGCCAUUACUCCCUCUUGCAGCAAGGCAUCAUGGUCCGGGCGCCGCUGGCCAGAGGGUCCGGGGGCGGAGGGGGGGCGGAGGGGAGGCGGGCCCGCAGGGCGACAGUGAAGAGGAAGCCGGCCGUCCACAGGUGUGAAUUCCCCGGCUGCAGCAAGACCUACACCAAGAGCUCCCACCUCAAGGCUCACAUGCGCACGCACACAGGGGAGAAGCCGUACCACUGCUCCUGGGACGGCUGUGGCUGGAAGUUCGCCCGCUCGGACGAGUUGACGCGUCACUACAGGAAACACACGGGGCAGAAGCCCUACGAGUGUGGGCUCUGUCAGAGGGCCUUCUCCCGCUCAGACCACCUGGCGCUUCACAUGAAGAGACACACCUGAGACACACACAAACAGGUGGGGUAUGUGUGGGGUCAUUUACUAGUUUUACUCUCUCUCUCUCUCUCUCUCUCUCUCUCUCUCUCUCUCUCUCUCUCUCUCUCUCUCUCUCUCUCUCUCUCUCUCUCUCUCUCUCUCUCUCUCUCUCUCUCUCUCCUAUUGAAGGAUCAACAUUUGAACUGGGAGCUGAUGGGUCGCAGACAUAUCGAUGAAUACACUGUAGACUGUAGACACCUUUACAGCAGACGUAAACACUAACGCAGACCUCCCAGAAGGUAUGACGUAGGGAGGUUUGGAAAGGUUGUGUCUGUGGUUCAAGGUUAUGACCGAUCGCUGUCUCAACCCCCAGAGGGCAACUGAUAUCUUUGUCUCAUUCCCAUACACAGAACCUUUUUGAGUUUGAACUAAAAGUUACAACUUUUUACUUUAAGUCUUUUAUAAAUAUUGUUUUCCGUUAGUAAGCCACAGUAUAGCUAUAGCUAUAGAAGUAUGUGUUUUUUUUGCCUGCUAUUGUGUUAUUUGCCUGUUAAUGUAAAGUGAAACACUGUGCAUUGAUGUACUAGGGCGUGGUUGGGCAGGCCAUCAAUCAGACUACUUAGGUUCAAAACGGACACAUUUACACUGGACAUCUGUAAAUAAGUAGACUUAUCAAUAUUAUCAGUUGUAAUAAAUAAAAUAUUUACAUAUUUAUUAGAAAUAUAUUUGAAUAAUGUGUCUUCUUUUUUUUUUACACUUUGUACAUUUGGCUUAUCAUGUUCAUGUGUUAAUAAAGAUGAAGGUUGAAAAUGA